CGCAUGUCCAAUGAUCCCCAGUUGAACCGAAACACCUGACACCUAGGCUGCUACUCCGAACAGACGAAGAAUCUGUCAAAAACUACAAUCUUUUGAAGGCCACGCGGAUGUUAAAACAUGAAGUUCAUUGAGAACGGGUCAUGCUGAACGACUUACUGACCAGUGCUGAUCUGUUUUCAAUGGCAUUUUAGCUGCAGUAUGUCAGAGGAGUGAGGAAAGGACUCUCUCUCUUAAGAUGAGUCUCUCAGAGAAACAGUGUGAAAGAUCAGGCUCACUUGUGUCUAACUCUGUGUCUGCGAAGAGUGACCAGUCAAAGGAUGGUGAUGUACCGAACUUCAGUAAGGAAAAAACAUCUAUCAAAAGGCUUCAAAAUGAAACAUUAGAUUCAAAUUUCCAGACUCACAUGAAACACAAGAAUUUCACAGACAACCUCCAGUGGAUUUUCCAGGCUCUUGAGAAAAAAAUAAUCAAAUUUCUGAAGAAUGAGCUGGAGAAUUUUAAGAAAAUAUUACAAAAAGAGAACAUGCACUGCUUUGUGAAGGACUUUACUGAGAAUAAAUGCAGUAUCAAAGAAGCAGCUCUUGAUCUCACACUACACUACCUGAGAGAGAUGAAUGAAGAUGCAGCUGCUGAUACUCUAGAAGAUGAGCUGUUCUUCAUUCAUCAGCUAAAAUGUGGCCUAAAGAAGAAGUAUCAAUGUGUGUCUGAGGGAAUUGCAAAGCAAGGUGACUGCACAUUUCUGAACAACAUCUAUACAGAUCUCUAUAUCACUCAGGGUAGUAGUGAACAGGUCAAUACUGAACAUGAGGUAAGACAGAUUGAAGUUGCUUCCAGGCAUCAUGAAUCACAAGAGAUACCAGUUGAAUGCACAAAUUUGUUUGAAUCGCCUGAACAAAACAAAGAGAUCAGAACUGUACUGACAAAAGGAGUUGCUGGUAUCGGGAAAUCCCUCUCUGUGCAAAAGUUUGUUCUGGAUUGGGCUGAAGGAAAAGAAAAUCAAGAUAUCAGCUUCAUAUUUCCUCUUCCAUUCAGAGAGAUGAACUUAAAGGAGAAUGAAAAACAAAGUUUGAUGGGUUUUAUGAGUCAGUUUUUCCCAGAGACAAAAGGACUGAACCUUACAAGAAGGAAUAAUUUUAAAGUCCUGUUCAUUCUUGAUGGAUUGGACGAAUGUCGCCUUCCUUUGAACUUUGAUGGUAAUGAGACGUGGUGUGAUGUAUCUUCACCAGCCUCUCUGGAUGUUCUCCUAACGAACCUCAUCAAGGGAAAUCUGCUUCCUUCUGCUCUCAUCUGGAUCACCACCAGACCAGCAGCUGCCAGUAAGAUUCCUCCUGACUGUAUCGACCGGCUGACAGAGAUACGAGGAUUCAAUGAUGCACAAAAGGAGGAGUACUUCAAAAAAAGAUUCACAGAUGAGAAAAUGGCCAAUGAAAUCAUUGAUCAUGUUAAAAAAUCAAAGACUCUCUUUAUCAUGUGCCACAUCCCAGUUUUCUGCUGGAUUUCAGCCACUGUUCUCCAGAACAUUUUGGAGGAGAAAAGAAAUAAUACUUUGAAAAACAAUCAGUCUGAUGACACCUCUAAAACACUGCAGGAAUCAAAUGCUGAAGAUACUCCGAAGACUCUGACACAAAUGUACACACACUUUCUCCGCUUUCAGAUUCAGCAGAGCAGCCGAAAGUAUGAUGGAAAAUACACACCAGAUGUUUCCUGGGAUAAAGAUGCCAUCCUUUCACUGGGGAAACUGGCAUUUCAUCAGCUGGAAAAAAACAACCUGAUCUUCUAUGACACAGACCUGGAAGACUGUGGUAUUGACGUCAGUAAGGCAUCAGUGUAUUCAGGCAUGUGUACCCAGAUCUUUAAGGAGGAAACGGGGAUCAUUCUUGGUACCAUGUACUGCUUUGUUCACUUGAGCAUUCAAGAGUUUACUGCAGCCCUUUAUGCACAUCUGUUUCUAGACAUCUACAAGAAAAGUGUGUUUGUUCAUGAGUCUACAGAACAGGAAAACAAAAAUGAAACCAUGAUUGAUUUGCUCAAGACUGCAGUGGACAAGGCACUCAAGAGUGACAAUGGACACCUGGACCUUUUCCUGCGCUUCCUCCUCGGUCUUUCUCUCCAUUCUAAUCGGCGACUCUUUCAAGGUUUGUUGAUACAGCAAGAUGGCAAUGACCAGACUAAAAAGGAAAUAGUUCAGUACAUCAAGCAGAAAUUUGUAGCUAAUCUGUCUCCAGAGAGAUCCAUCAACAUGUUCUACUGUCUGAAUGAACUGAAUGACCAAACUCUUGUGAAAGAGAUUCAGACCCAUUUUAGCAAUGGAAGUCUCUCAUCUGCUGAACUUUCACCUGCCCAGUGGUCUGCUUUGGUCUUUGUGUUGUUGACAUCAGAGGAGAAGCUGGAGGAGUUUGAGCUUCAGAAAUUCAAGAAAUCAGACGAGUGUCUCAUCAGAUUAUUGGCAGUCAUCAAAACCUCCAAAACAGCUCUGCUAAAUGAUUGUAACUUAACAGACAGAAGCUGUUCAGCUCUGGCUACAGUUCUUGGAUCAGAUACCAAUCUGAAAGAGCUGAACAUGAACAAUAAUAAUCUGCAGGAUUCAGGAGUGAAGCUGCUAUGCACUGGACUGGAGAAUAUAAAGUGUAAAUUGGAAAUACUGAGGCUCAGUAAGUGUGAUCUAACAGAGGUAAGCUGUUCAACUCUAGCUUCAGUUCUCAGUUCAGACUCCAGCAGUCUGAAGGAUCUCGACCUGAGCAAUAAUAAUCUGAUGGAUUCAGGAGUUAAGCUGCUUUGUGAUGGGCUGAAAGAGAAUUGUAAACUGGAGAAACUCAGACUUUCUAACUGCUGUAUCACUGAGGAAGGUUAUAAAGCUCUGGCUUCAGCUCUGAGAUCAAACCUUUCACACCUGAUAGAGCUGGACCUCACAGGAAAUGAUCCUGGACAAUCAGGAGUGAAGGAGCUCAACGAUUUACUACAGGAUCCAAACUGUCAACUGAAGACACUGAGGUUUUUGGGUUCUGCUGCAGAGGAAGGCUGUCAGUAUGUGAAUGGAGUUGUGGGUGAAAACCCGUUACUGCUGAGAGAGCUGAAUCUGAGGAGGUGUGAACUAAGAGACUCAAAUGUGAAGAAGCUCGCUGCUCUACUGCAGGAUAAACACUGUAAACUCAACUCACUGACGUUAGAUUACUGCAGAAUGACAGAUGAAGAUUGUUCUGCUGUGACUUCAGCUCUGAAAUCAAACCCAUCACACCUGAGAGAGCUGGAUCUCAGUCAGAAUGAACUAGGAGACUCUGGAGUUGAAAACCUCUGUGAUCUACUGAUGAACCCACAAUGCAAACUGGAAAAACUACAUCUGUAUGAAUGCAGUAUUACAGAGAAACAGUGUCUCAUCCUGACUUCAGCUCUGAAAUCAAACCCAUCACACCUGAGAGAGCUGGAUCUCGGUAAGAAUAAUAUAGGAAACACAGGAUUGAAUCACUUAUGUGACGUACUGAAGGAUUCAGACUGUAAACUGGAGAGACUGGGCCUAAUUGACUGUGGCAUUACAGAUGUUUCUUCUUUAACUCAGUCUUUGACAAACACAAAAGCACUGCAGUUUUUAAAGGAGCUUCAUCUGACACGCAAUAGUAUCAGAGAUGCAGAGCAGCUCAGAGACGUGAUACGAGACUCAAACUGUAAACUGUGA
Molecule: messenger RNA, 3670 nt
Organism: Ctenopharyngodon idella (grass carp)
Lineage: Eukaryota; Metazoa; Chordata; Actinopteri; Cypriniformes; Xenocyprididae
Product: NACHT, LRR and PYD domains-containing protein 12-like
Molecular function (GO): protein binding
Source: RefSeq, a predicted model, not a curated record